CCAUAGUAUCGCUCUCAACUGGUAUUAUCGUCGGCCCUGGCCAGUGCCCGUCUCGAUUGGACUUUGUUCAAAUCAACAAACUAUAUAAAUGUGGUACAUCAAACUCUUCUUUAAAUUCAACCAUACAGCUGCCUCCUCUUAAUCCCAUUCCUCCUCUUCCCUAUUCAAACUGUGGUGAGGUUUUCAAAGGCACCAUCUCCUUUAACUGGGUUUUCGCUCACAACAUCGACUGUCAGUGGAUACUGGUAGUACCGAGUGGAAUGGAGACUUCGCUGACGAUCCUUGUAAGCCUAGAAAACUCAGGAGGAGGUCUAUGCACAAAAGAUUACGUUCGCAUUCAUUCAAACGGUGCCUGGGGAAACAAGUAUUGCUCAGACUCUCGUAUAGAGGAAAAGUUCAGAGACACUGUCGUGAUGAUAAAAUACCACACUGAUCAUUUCAAUACUUUUAGCUAUGAGGUUUUCACUGGAAUAAGCAUUACUACAAUCACUGGAGAUAUAAACGAAUGUAGUGAGGGGAUUGAUGGUUGCUCUCACACUUGUACUAACACUUUCGGCUCUUUCUUUUGCUCCUGCCCGGAAUGGAUGUACCUAUCAUGUGACCGAAAAACAUGCAUAGAUAUUAAUGAGUGUGCUAGUGAUAAUGGAGGCUGUAAGUACUCCUGCACUAAUAUUGCAGGAAGUCAUACUUGUACUUGCCCUAGUGAUGAUGAUGAUGAUGAUUGUUGCAGUGAUGGCUAUACCCUAAAUAGUCAUGGAACAAACUGCAUACCUGUAGAUGUUAAUGAAUGUUUGAACACUUCGCUCAGUCAGUGUUCGCAGUUUUGUGUCAAUGAGUUGAACAGUUACCACUGCUUGUGUAAGAGAGGAUUCAAGCUAUCAAGUGAUGGAAAAAAUUGCUCUGAUGUGAAUGAGUGCUUGGAGUUCAUAAGGCCAGAGCAUCACUGUGCAACCUGUGUCAAUUUUGAUGGAGACUUUUUGUGUUUGUGUGCUGAUGGCUACACAUAUGGGCCAGAUCUUCACACCUGUGUUGGUAAUUUUUAAAUGUUAUAUAUCAGUAUAAUACUUGGGGCUUCCCACAGGAUUUUGUUUAUAGUGCUCCACUUCUUGUCA
Messenger RNA from Amphimedon queenslandica, 1112 nucleotides. Its product is annotated as fibulin-1-like. Lineage: Eukaryota; Metazoa; Porifera; Demospongiae; Haplosclerida; Niphatidae. The transcript has 6 exons. Gene Ontology annotation, molecular function: calcium ion binding. Bases 261 to 1043 code for a protein of 260 amino acids. The record is from RefSeq and is a predicted model, not a curated record.